AUGGCAGACCGCGCUGUGUCUGAGGACAUCGCCAUAGAGCACCUACGAGAGCUCGUGUCCCCCGCCUUCCUCGACAAUGACACCACCGCAAUGCACAUCCGCGCCAGUGCCCUCGUAGCGCGUCUCAAGGCUCUCAACCGCAAUGCCAAUGCUGCCACCCGUGCACACAAGCAGGCCACCGCAGAGGCAAGGCAUGAGAUGGACCAGACACAUUUGGGCCUGCAGAACUUGCUGUAUGAGAAGAGACAUCUUGAGAGAGAGAUAGACAAGUGUCGACAGUUCGCUUCAAUUUACCAAGAUGUACCGUUAUAUUCCUUAGAUGAAUUCAAACAACUCGCACCGCUAGAAGCCCGUGGAGACGAUGUCCUCAAUAAUCCACACCAACUCAUGCUCAAUCGGCUUAGCUUCGAAUUGGCAGAGAGACAGCGACUCGACUUUAAGAAAAAAGAAUUGGCGACUCAAAAAGAGGAGCUCCUCAAACAAAGUAAAUCCAAACUCGCGACCAUGGACAGUGUAAAAUCCCAGAUAGAUAUAUUAAUGAAGGCGGCAGCUGAUAUUCAGAAAAGAGUUGACGAGCUUGUACCACCAAUACCUCCAUCCAACAGAAAUACGCCCAUACCAGGCUAAAAAGUAUCUUAACUUACAGACCAUCUCUUGUAUUUGUAUUCUUCUACUUCCGACUCAUCACUCCAUAUCAACUUUGCCUAAUUUUUCAUGUUACAAGCACUAUCAGUAGUACAAUGAGUGUGGGCACUACAAAAUCCCUAAAUAAGAGUACAAA
Serpula lacrymans var. lacrymans S7.9 is the source of this 781-nucleotide messenger RNA. RefSeq lists its product as uncharacterized. The coding region runs from base 1 to 627 and encodes 208 amino acids. Gene Ontology annotation, cellular component: THO complex part of transcription export complex. The record is from RefSeq and is a predicted model, not a curated record. The transcript is spliced from 4 exons. Gene Ontology annotation, molecular function: mRNA binding. NCBI's taxonomy places the organism in Eukaryota, Fungi, Basidiomycota, Agaricomycetes, Boletales, Serpulaceae. Gene Ontology annotation, biological process: mRNA export from nucleus; positive regulation of DNA-templated transcription, elongation.